Molecule: messenger RNA, 4507 nt
Organism: Acanthaster planci (crown-of-thorns starfish)
Lineage: Eukaryota; Metazoa; Echinodermata; Asteroidea; Valvatida; Acanthasteridae
Gene: rras2
Product: RAS related 2
Biological process (GO): signal transduction
Cellular component (GO): membrane
Molecular function (GO): GTPase activity; GTP binding
Source: RefSeq, a predicted model, not a curated record
GGUGUUCAAGCCACUUCCGGAUGUGUUAAAGACGCGUGAGUGAUAUCUAGGUCACACUGGUGGUGCAGCUGGAGUGUAUGUAAACAUUUUUUAUCUAUUUUUAAACGGAAUUUCUGGAUGCUGUGUGACCAGCCAUCAUGUCUUCUACUACAGCCACUGAUGGCACGAUACAGACACUUAAGAUUGUGGUUGUUGGCGGCGGCGGUGUCGGCAAAAGUGCCAUCACUAUACAGUUUAUUCAGUCCUGUUUUGUACAGGAGUAUGACCCAACCAUUGAGGAUUCCUACACCAAACAGUGCGUCAUUGACAAUGUAGUAGCUAAGCUUGACAUUCUGGAUACAGCAGGUCAAGAUGAGUUUAAUGCAAUGAAGGAACAGUACAUGAGAACUGGAGAUGGAUUUUUGCUGGUAUUCAGCCUGACUAGUAGGACAAGUUUUGAGGAAAUUGUCAGGUUUCAUCGGCAAAUACUCAGAGUAAAAGAUCGAGACGAGUACCCAAUGAUCCUGGUUGCUAACAAGGCAGACUUAAUUAACCAACGAGUUGUGUGUGGGGAAGAAGCCCAAGAGCUUGGCAAACAGUUAAAAGUCGAUGUCAUUGAAGCAAGUGCCAAGACUAGGAUGAAUGUAGAUCAAGCAUUUCAUCAACUUGUUAGAACAAUAAGAAAAUUCCAAGCUGAAGAGAACCCACCUAUGCUGCGAACAUCCAGUAAAAGAGAAAAGAAACCUUGCUGCACACUUCUGUAACAUGGUAAGAUGUCAAGAUGAGGCAAUAAAUUCUACAUGGAAUAAAGGGUUCUGUUCUACAUGUACGUGUAUUGUAGAUACACAGUGCUGUGGUCAAUAAUACUGCUGUACCAUGUCUUAUUCAUAACCUACUACUAAGGAAUAAGUUUCACCUUCCAUCAAUGGUUUCAACAAAACAAAGAACUUUAGAUUUCAUGUGAUUUGGUGAGAUGUUGCAUGUGUGUUUUAAAAUCUUUCACCAGUCAGGCAGUGAAAGCAUAUUGUUAUCUACUGCUGUUUUCUUAUCCUGUUUAUGACCCACUCUGCGUAAGUCACAAUGCGCCAGAGCCAUUUAUAAGCCAUGUAAGUCUCAAUUCCGACGUUUCCAGAUGGAACUCUUGUUUCUUAGUAGCAGGUCAUGAGUUUUAACCGUUUUCUUGCCAUAUGGAGUAAUGAUUGUUUUGGGUAAUGACUUUAUCACAAGUUUGCGUUCAACAAAUAAUGUGACGUUUGAAAAAUUGAAAGUUGAAUGGAAAAGUGUUUUUGAAAAAAUGUUUGAAAUUCUGAACAAAAUUUAUGAAAAGUCUGCUGACUGCAUUUUGUGUGCUAAAUGGCUAUAGUAUUGAUGAUGAAAACCCAUGGGGCCCAAAAUGGUGAAACCCUGGCAUGUGACAAGUUAUACACGCAAAUGACACAGUGUUCGAGGAAGACACAUGUAGAGUUGAGGACACCUAGCUGUCAUAAGCUAUUCCUGAGCCCCAUGUGCCAGGAGGACUUCUGUUAUCAGUGUCUCUCUGUUCCAAUGUUGAGGGGGGGGUACUUGAAGUCAUAAAGCUGUAAGUGAUGAACUCACAGCACACAAACAAUGUCAGUUUGACAGUGGGUUGUAUAUAUACAUGUAUACUCUACAUGUCUAUCUGUUAAAGGCUUCUUACACACACAAUUGUACUGUGGAAACUGGGAUCCAAAACACACUGUAUUGAUCAAAGAAAGUUUUCAGCCUGUAGCGUUGGGAUUAAUUUUUUACUUAAUAUACUUUGAUGAGUGCUUAAGCUUUUUGCAGGUUGCACUUUUUGACAGGUGCUCUAAUUAAAAAACAAGCAGUUUGACAACAAAGCUCAUAUGAUUAACUUCCAAGUAUAAAGAUAAAACUGCAGCAAAAUGCCCCAUCUGCUAUGUUAGGUCAUCGUGACAAAUCUGGAGUAACUUUCAAACUGCUACUUCGUGAAAAAGCAGUAAAGUUAAUACAUUGUCAUAUUAAGAGACUGUCUACUUGUCAGCUGCAUGCAAAAUUGGUCUUCCUAUAUAUAUGUACAUAUCGGGGGAAUGUUUUGUAAUCCAAAUACAUGUACUAACAUAAUCGUGACUACAAUACUCUGAAUGCAUACAUGUAUUUGGUUUUUAUGUUACGCAUCUGACACAUGACUCAACAAAGAAUGUGCAGGUCUUUGAGAGAUGAAAUUUCUUCUGGAAAAUGCAAAAUCACAUUGUUUAAUUGGCUUCCACUUACAUUCAAAUUGGAACAAGAUAUUAUGUACAUGCACAUGUAUGUAAGAGCAAGGAAGUCAUGUCCGUCCCACAAUGCUUUGUUCAUAGUAUUAACGGGUCAAAAUUUCCUGUUUGUUUUUCUUUCUCAUCUGAAAAUCAAACUACAUGUACAUGUACGUGGCUUGUUUGUAAUGUACACUUUUCAUCUUUAGUUCAUAAGUUAUAAUGUUUAGACUGAACUGAUACUGGUACAGGGUUGUAUUCCAUUUCCCUGAAUUAAAGGUGACUGAACUUUAUUGCCUGUUCAUGAAUACCUAGGACAGUUGGAGCAUUCUUAUUGGUUGAAAGUCCACCAUGUGGGUGCCUUUCAACUGUUAGUAAAAUGCUGCUGAUUGCCAUUACAUUAUGCAUUGUGGAGGCACACUGCAUUCCAGUCUCCAUGUUAGGAAAUGUAUUGUCCAUGUUAAAGACUUGGUCCAUACACGUGAUUUUCAGGGGUUGUAUUUCACAGUACAGGAAGUAAAUGGUUGAACAAAAUAAUUGGAAAGUUGUCAAUUCUUGAGCUGUGUUGGCUUUUUUACCAGUAAGGUAUAGUUUAGAACAGUUUAAAACUUGAAAUUUAUAACUGGCAAUGGUCUGGUUUCUAAUGGCAGUCUUUGUCUUUUCCCUUGGGUUCUUAUCAGUGACCUGGCUUCAUUGUAAAGCGUACCUAAUCAUGGUAUAGUUCACUGUCUUAUAUCAGUUUGUUUUCCAGUGUCAUAUGAGCAACAUGAUUUGUUAUCAAGCUAUUUGAUGUACAUGUACUCUUGCUUUUUCGCCUGCAGUCAUACAGAAUUCUGUCUCAACAUAAUAUAAACAGGUGCUUUUUGUUAAUAAUGUGAAUGUGCUGUGCAUGGGAGCAUGUGGCUUUUUAUGAGUGGGUGAGGAUGUCAAAUGUUGUCUUAGAGCACAGGUGACACCUCUAACCAAUCCUUAAAUGGAAUGAAAGAUGGUUUUGCUAUGGCGAUCAUUGCAUCAUCUUUUUUGGUUUGAAGACCUGAGGAAGGGCGACAUUACAGUGCCAUGUCUAUACUCCCCUGAACUAAUUUGAGUGAAACAUUUUAUUACAAAAAAUAGGUUUAUGUUUAAUUUCUACCGUGAAAAGGUUUCAUUGUUCAACUAUGCAUGAAGUAGGAUUUCUACUGUCGUAUUUGUGUGCAUGAGUGUUGUAUAGAGGAGCUUUCUUAGAUUAAAUGGAAAUUUUGGAACCCAUGUCAUUUCAAGAGCCAACUACUUUUACCAUCAUUAUUUUAAAAGCUUCAUUGAUAGGGUCUAUUUUUUCUUCCUGUUGUAUGGAAAAAAGUAAUUAAACUUCUCUGAGCACCCCUCACCAUCAGGAGUCUCCCUCUGGGGGCAAGAGGGGGGUUGGAUGGCAGAAUACAGGCAUCAAGUUUCCUUCAUAAUUCUACAAUUUUCUUUGUUUUGAAAUGUUCUGUCAGAAGGUAGGGGGUGGCCUCCCCCCGAACAUUCCUGCCUACUUCCCUGGCAUUUAAAUUGAGUUUGUUGUGAAAAUUGUGGGUAAGAUACAAAUGAAGGAUUGUGAAGUUCUUCAAUUGUUUACAGUUGAUAGAUGACUUAAUUUCUCACAUCGGAUAGCAGUAGGCUGCAUUGAAAAUGUGAAUAGGAAUAUUGAGAUAAUAAACAAUUAUAGCCUUACGUUUAACCGGUGCGGAUACUAUUUUACCCUUUUGUUUCAUCCUUUAUAUGCUUGAAACAAAGUCUUAUCUUAAUGUUUAGAUUAAUGGUAUUAUUGCCAAAUGUUGUAAAUCAAGUAUUGUUUACUUUUUUAAUGAACAUUAGAAAUGUCAAAAAUAUAUGCAUUGUAUGAACAAAUUUGUAAAGUUAAAGUCUCAACAAUAUGCUUCCAAACACACAAUAUAAAAUAUUUUAUGGAAUUUGCCUUGGUAUUUUUGCACUUUCUUUUUCUAAAUGGAAUUUCUUAAUAGGCCAGCUCUAUGCUUACAUGUAAGUAGGUGUGUAGAUUGGAAUGGUUUAGGAUAACAGAGGAUGAAAUUUUGUUUGUCAAGAUGAAGUUAGGUUACCUCGACCAAUGUAAAGAGUAGUGCUGUAGUUUUGCUAGAGAUUCGAUGGAUAGCUAUUAGGUUUUCCGAUCUUAUAGUUAGCUGUAAGUUUCCAAAAGAUGUGUAGAUGUAAUUUAAUUUAUAAUAAAUAGCUAUCAUUGUUGGAACUACAACAAAUGAAAUGUCAUAUUAUAUUCAAGAUAAAUAAAUAGUGCUUUUAACAUUUAGUCCCUAAAA